UCGCGUAGUGACAGCGCCACAAGCGUUUCAGAGCAUAGUUACGCAGAAGGUGGCUAAGCUGGUAUGGUAAAUAGUGGGUGUAGUUACCUAACCGUCAUGGUUUUUGUAAAGAACCGUUUCUGAAUAAAACAGGAGGUGUUUUAUUAAGCGUUCAUGCAAGUAUGGAAUCGGACGCUAUAAUGAAGUUGGAGUUUGCAGUGCAGAUGACGUGUAACAACUGUGUGAAGGCUGUCCAAUCGGCUUUGGAAGUACCAGGAGUGCAGUCUGUGGCGAUAGACCUGGCACAGGAGCAAGUCCUGGUGGAGUCCACACUAACGUCUCAGGCGGUGCAGGCGCUGAUUGAGAGCACAGGGCGGCGUGCUGUGCUGAAAGGAAUGGGCACUUCAGGGCAAGACCUGGGUGCGGCUGUGGCGAUGAUUGGCGGCGUGGGCCCCAUCCAGGGUGUGGUGCGCUUCCUUCAGGUCACCCCUGAGCGCUGCCUGAUUGACGGGACCAUUGACGGCUUGCAGAUGGGCCUCCAUGGCUUACAUGUCCAUGAGCUUGGGGAUCUCACACAGGACUGCCUGAGCUGUGGGGAGCAUUACAAUCCUUUUGGAAGACAACACGGUGCUCCCCAGGACAUAGAGAGGCAUGCAGGAGACCUGGGAAAUAUCCUAGCAGGCCCAGAUGGCAGGGCGUUGUUUCGCCUGGAGGACUCUCAGUUGAAGGUGUGGGACAUUAUUGGACGCUCUCUGGUUGUGGACUCUGGAGAGGAUGACCUUGGUAAAGGAGACCAUCCAUUGUCUAAAAUAACUGGAAAUUCUGGACAGAGGCUUGCCUGUGGCAUCAUCGCUCGCUCUGCUGGCCUCUUCGAAAACCAAAAGAAGAUCUGUGCCUGUGACGGAGUCACUCUUUGGGAGGAGAGAGAUCGGCCUCUUGCAGGUCCUGGCCGCAGGGCCCCUGAGACACCAGCAGCCAAUUUGUGAAGAGAACUGCACUUUGUUACCGCAUUUGCUGUUGCUGUCACACUGGAGAGCUGUGUUCAAACAGAGAAUCAAGGAGCACUGAGCCAGGGUGUGGGGUUUAUAUACAGAUGAAAAUUUAUGCACAACAGUGCUUUCAUUCUGUGAAAUUGAACUCAUGCAGAACAUUUUGUACUGAUAUAAUUGUAUUUUUUUUUUUUGUUAAAAAUAAAUAUUUGUUUUAUAUUUAUACCUAAGCAGUCAUUUACAGCAUAAUAAUAUUAAUGACUGAGGAUUCCAGCUUAUAUGCUUGUGUAAUUAAUGCUAAUUGGCAUUUUCAACUAUUGUGCUGAGCCCUGCAGCUCAAUAUCUGCAAAGAAGUGGGGAAAAAAAAUCAGUAACCAGCAUGAUUUAUGCCUAACCAUAGUAUUGCUAAAGCUAGACAAACCAGUCCUUUUUACAUUACUAGCCAAAGUUUCUCUGUAGUUGUAGCCUGUUUUAAGCCAGUGAUUCCAUGAAAAUAGAUUCUGUCCUUACAUUUAUACGCAAUGCCUAUAUGUACAAAUUACUUCAGUUACCAGCAUAUUAAUUUGUGAAAGUCGGAGGACCUACUUAGAGGGCUGGAUGUAGGUUAAUGUCAUAGCCAGCAUGAAGCUCAACAAAGUAGAUUCACUUCUGGCAUUAAUGGGAUUUGAACCACCAACCUUCUGAUUGGCAGCACAGAUCCUCACCCUCAAAGCCGCCACUCUGCCUCUGAUGUAAGGGACCUUGAUUAUGGAUAAUGUAUCUGACCAGUUUGUGGCCCUGCAGCUCAGCAGACAGCACAGUUCACUCACUCCUCUAAGGCUGGGGGUUUUAAUCCCACCCCUGUGUUCUGCAGCCACCAUGUUCAGAGUAUGUGGUUGGAAGAUGGAUGGAAGUAACAGGGCUGUGAAAUGAUUUUUUUUUAAUUUGCAUUUUCUGAGAGUAAUUGCACCUAAUAUCUUAUAAAUAUUUAUACACUGAAUCCCAAAAUUAAUGUGUGAGGGGUGGUGUAUAUGGGUCAUUGUCACAAACUUACUGAAACACUUUUCUCUAAUUUGUAAAAUUAGUUUGAAGACAGACUCUAACUAUACAACUACAUUACCUAAAAUGUUGAUUUAGCCUCUGCAGUGGUUAAUUAGUUUUGCUUUUUUACCAUUUAUUUCUGUAAUUAUCAAAAGUAUUUUAUUGAAUCGAUAACUGAGUUAGUGAGAUGAAGAGAAAAAUGACAAAACUUGCACAAAAAUAUCUUAUCAAACAAUUUGAUUUUUAUGGAUUACAUGCAAUAAAAAUGAAAGAAUUAA
Molecule: messenger RNA, 2266 nt
Organism: Brienomyrus brachyistius
Lineage: Eukaryota; Metazoa; Chordata; Actinopteri; Osteoglossiformes; Mormyridae
Product: copper chaperone for superoxide dismutase-like
Exons: 8
Coding region: 162-965 (267 amino acids)
Biological process (GO): removal of superoxide radicals
Molecular function (GO): copper ion binding
Source: RefSeq, a predicted model, not a curated record